This is a messenger RNA of Trichechus manatus latirostris (Florida manatee), 3783 nucleotides long. RefSeq names its product zinc finger protein 746 (gene ZNF746). The transcript has 7 exons. The record is from RefSeq and is a predicted model, not a curated record. Gene Ontology annotation, biological process: regulation of DNA-templated transcription. NCBI's taxonomy places the organism in Eukaryota, Metazoa, Chordata, Mammalia, Sirenia, Trichechidae. Bases 91 to 2160 code for a protein of 689 amino acids. Gene Ontology annotation, molecular function: DNA-binding transcription repressor activity, RNA polymerase II-specific.
UCCACCCAUCUCGGUUUCUGCCGCCCGCCCUUCCCGGGGCUUUCCUGCCCCUCGGCGGCCGGUUCCACCUUGGAGGUGUCUUCCAUCCGCAUGCACGGAGCCCCCGCUGUAUGCCCAGCGCGGUGCUGCCGCGGAAGACAAUUGCUGCCGUUUGUAGAGCCAGGCGCUGCACCCAGCCCUGUUAGGGUUAGUCUGUCCGCACGGCAAACCUGUGGGAUCUCCCCGUGGACAAUGGCAGCCACAAUCCAGGCCAUGGAGAGGAAGAUUGAAUCGCAGGCUGCUCGCUUGCUUUCCCUUGAAGGCCGGACUGGGAUGGCCGAGAAGAAGCUGGCCGACUGUGAGAAGACGGCCGUGGAGUUCGGGAACCAGCUGGAGGGCAAGUGGGCCAUGCUGGGGACGCUGCUGCAGGAGUACGGGCUGCUGCAGAGGCGGCUGGAGAACAUGGAGAACCUGCUUCGCAACAGGAACUUCUGGAUCCUGCGGCUGCCCCCGGGGAGCAAGGGCGAGGUGCCCAAGGUGCCCGUGACUUUCGAUGAUGUGGCCGUGUAUUUCUCUGAGCAGGAGUGGGGACAGCUGGACGAGUGGCAGAAAGAACUCUACAAGCAUGUGAUGAGGGGCAACUACGAGACGCUGGUCUCCCUGGACUAUGCUAUAUCCAAGCCCGAGGUCCUCUCCCAAAUUGAACAAGGGAAAGAACCAUGUAACUGGCGUCGCACUGGCCCCAAGAUUCCAGAUGUUCCUGUGGAUCCUAGUCCAGGCUCUGGGCCCCCCGUUCCUGCUCCUGACCUCUUGAUGCAGAUCAAGCAGGAGGGCGAGCUCCAGCUCCAGGAGCAGCAGGCCCUGGGGGUGGAGGCCUGGGCAGCUGGGCAGCCGGACAUCGGGGAGGAGCCCUGGGGCCUGAGCCAGCUGGACUCAGGAGCAGGAGACCUCUCUACGGACACUACCCCUGGCGUCCAUUCCAGCUUUUCCACCACUAUCCCGCCCAGCUCCUGGCAGGCAGACCUCCCCCCGCACCAUCCUUCCUCGGCCUGCUCAGAUGGAACUCUGAAGCUCAACACUGCGGCGUCCACGGAAGAUGUAAAAAUCGUGAUAAAAACAGAGGUCCAGGAGGAGGAGGUGGUGGCCACACCAGUGCACCCCACUGACCUGGAAGCCCACGGAAGCCUGUUUGGACCAGGCCAGGCCACGAGGUUCUUCCCCAGCCCUGUCCAGGAGGGGGCCUGGGAGAGCCAGGGCAGCUCAUUUCCCAGCCAGGACCCUGUGCUGGGGCUGAGGGAGCCGGACCGGCCGGAGCGGGAAGUCCGUGAGCUCAGCCCCGCUGUGGCCCAGGAGGAAGCCCCUGUCGGGGACUGGCUCCUCAGUGGGGUGCGGUGGGGCUGGAACUUCAGGUGCAAACCUUCUGUGGGCCUGAACCCAAGGGCUGGGCCUGAGGGGCUCCCUUACCCCUCACCAGACAGUGGGGAGGCUGUCCUGGACCCUGGCCAGGCCCCAAGACCCUUCGGUGAGCCCUGUAAGUACCCGGGCUGGACAAAGGGCUUCAGCCACAAGCCCGGGCUGAAGAAGCACCCCGCAGCGCCUCCCGGAGGCCGGCCCUUCACGUGUGCCACGUGUGGGAAGAGCUUCCAGCUGCAGGUCAGCCUGGCCGCCCACCAGCGCAGCUGCGGGCUGCCCAACGGGUCGGGCGCGGGCACGGGUACCGCUGGCUCCACGGGCGCGGCGGGCAGCGGCUCGCGCGGGGAUGGGAGCGCGCUGCGCUGUGGCGAGUGCGGGCGCUGCUUCACGCGGCCGGCGCACCUCAUCCGACACCGCAUGCUGCACACGGGCGAGCGGCCCUUCCCCUGCACCGAGUGCGAGAAGCGCUUCACGGAGCGCUCCAAGCUCAUCGACCACUACCGGACGCACACGGGCGUGCGGCCCUUCGCCUGCACCGUCUGCGGGAAGAGCUUCAUCCGCAAGGACCACCUGCGCAAGCACCAGCGCAACCACACGGCGGGCGCGAAGGCGCCGGCCCGAGGUCAGCCGCUCCCGCCCCUUCCACCCGCGCCGCCGGACCCCUUCAAGAGCCCUGGCUCCAAAGGGCCGGGGACCACCACAGACCUGGUGACAGACUGGACUUGUGGUCUCAGCGUCCUGGGGCCUGCCGACGGCAGUAACCUGUGAAGCCCCACCGAGGCAGCCGGCCACUGGGGCUCCCGCAGGCGCACGAGAUGGAAGGAGUAUCUCCAGGCAUCAGGGGGAGACCCGCCGCGUAGAGGCGGAGAUGGGAGACUGGGAGAACCAAGUUCAGGCGUUGCUGAGCGCUGAUCAGUGAGAAGGAAAUCAACAAUACAGCUUUCAGCUAUAAACAAAGCAGAGUUCUCUGAUUGUGAAACUGAGCACCAUAGAAUCUUAAGUAAUUUAAUUACGAGACUUUUUUAAUCCUUGAGGAUAACGCGGGAAAACCGUAGUAGCACCAGUUUAAAUUUUGCAGCAUCCUUUGGGUUUUUGAAGCAUGUGUUGGUGUCCGCUGGGUCCUCACCGAGUCUGACAGUCGAGGGUUGCUAGCAGGUGACUCCUCGGAAUGGGGUAUCACACCAUGCCAGGGGUGGGCUGGUCCAGGCCUGGGGCUCGGAGCCCCUGUGAGGGCAGCCGGGUGCCAGGGAGCCCCAGCCUCGUCUCAGUUGGGAGAAAGACUUCCCCAAAGUAGCCUGCUGUUUCUCAGCUUCCCUCUCCAUCUGAAAAGGCCUGUCCUGUGUGUGUUUUCCUUGUUACAGCUGUCUGCACCGCCUACCAGGAGGGGGCGUGGCCACGCCGCGCUUACGUAACUCCUGGGCCUCCUGGGGAGAGCGGUCUGAAACGUGGUAUUAGAUCUGGACAGGGGGAGAACUGAGGCUGGGGGCUUGGGCCCAACACAUCCCGUCCCUGGCAGAGCCGGAUGAGGCAGGGCCUGCUGCCUGCAGGAGGCCGCCCUCCACUCCAGCAGAAGGCUCUUCUUCUUUGCCUCUUUGUGUAGGUUUUUUUUUUUUUUCCAAAAUGCUUUCACAUUGCAUUUCAUGUGGUCAUUACCGUGACUUUGUGCAGCAGGCAGGGUAGGUGUGAUUUCUUUUUAGAGCUGAAGAAAUAAAUUGCUCAAAGAGGACACAUCGCAGCUCCUCACUGGGUACGUUGUGGUGUGCCACGAGGCGUGAAGAGCCACAGGGUGGACACAGCCCAUUGUGCUGGGACAUCAGCUUGGGGGAGACAGGUUUUAACGCUGGCCUUAUUAAGAGCCGUCCCACACUUGGCGUGGGUGAGAUCAUCAGGCCUACAGGCACUGCUUCCCUGAACACCUGCCCUUGGUGUGUGUGUGAGCUUGCUCUCUGGUCAGGGGCACUUGGGAGGCAAAGCCUGAGAAGCUGGGGAAGGAUAAGUGGCUUGCUUGUUCUUCGUGUCUAACAUUUUCAUGGUGGAAAUAGAAACGGACCCAGAUUUCUUGAUUCUCCCACAGUGCUGUCUUGACCACGUGAAUAUCCGUUGUUUUGUUGAAGCAGCCACUGGUCCUCUUACCCAAAAUGGGUACCUUGUUUCCCCUGCAGGAAGGAGAGACCAGGAAUUUCCUUCAUUCAGCAACCUCAUGCAUACUUUUAUUAGGCAAUAGACUAGUUAAGAAAAUUGUUUCUAUGUACUGUAUAUUUUGUACCUGUUUACACUUCUAAUACUGAUAUAACUGAUAUUUUGAAAAACAAAUGAACAGAAAACAUCCUGUUAAAAUAAAAUCUAACCAGCACCAAGGUGGUUUGGUUGAUUCUAUACUUAGAGCCAUUG